Linum tenue is the source of this 2080-nucleotide messenger RNA. The record is from the annotation of a GenBank genome assembly. NCBI's taxonomy places the organism in Eukaryota, Viridiplantae, Streptophyta, Magnoliopsida, Malpighiales, Linaceae.
GUGCUAGUUAGCCAAAAUAGAAAGCCGGAUUCGGAAAGUUGAGCGCUUAGCCAAGAACGACAUAACAAAGUAACAAACGGCGCCAUCUCGGCACCCAAAACCCUAUUGAGUCGAGACUCCAGAGUCGGGACUCUGUGUGCAGGUUCUCGUCCAAGAAAGAAGAGAAAAAGAAAAAACUCUCUUCUACUAGAGUUUUGCUUCUCCGGCUCUGCUGGCUGUUCUUGCAUCCAUCAAAUUGAUGAAUGACGAGUUGGCCUACUCUCAUUCAUUCAUUUAAUUCCUUCAUCCUUCCUCCUCCUUCUGUUAAUCCAAACCCCUUUUCUCCUCGGCAAAUUCAUUACAUUCCCCGCCUUGUUCUUCCUAAAACGCACUUUUCCGCAUUUGUAGCCAUUGUCUUCUCCGGGCCGUUCUCUGGCCUGACCUCCCAACGAGUCGCCGACGUCUUCUGCUGUUGGGUCUAAUGCAGCACCUGGAAACUCGUCGGCUGUUUUCUUCUUAUUGAGUAACCCCUAGUCUUCUCUCCAAGAGAUUUUUGUUUCUUAAAUGCCUACUGAAGAGUUCCUGGCACUGAUCCUUAGAACGUUGAGCUUGCAUGGAUAUGAAUCUACUUGAAGAACAAUUCAGAACAUGCUCUCACUGAGAUCUGUUCGCAGAUUUUUCCAUUACUCUGCUGCUGUUGCCUCAACUGGAAACUGUUCUGCUGUAUCUUAUCCCAUCGUGAAGCAAAAACCAUUGGAGGAACCUGCUCUUGUUAAGCUUAAGGCUGAGAGAGAUCCUGAAAAGCUAUUUGAUCUUUUCAAGGCCAAUGCUAGAAAUAAGCUUGUCAUUGAGAAUCGGUUUGCAUUUGAAGACACUGUUUCUCGCUUAGCUGGUGCUCGACGAUUUGAUUACAUUGAAGAGUUGCUUGAGCAACAAAAGUCCCUUCCACAAGGGCGACGUGAAGGGUUCAUCGUAAGGAUAAUAAUGUUGUAUGGGAAGGCUGGGAUGGCUAAGCAUGCUAUCAAUACCUUUUAUGAUAUGCAUUUUUAUAAGUGUAGAAGGACUGCUAAGUCUUUCAAUGCUGCACUUAAAGUUUUGGCAGGAGCCCGGGACAUAGCAGCAAUCGAAACAUUUCUGAAUGAGGUUCCUGAGAAGUAUGAUAUAGAAUUAGAUACAUAUUCAAUGAACAUUGUCAUUAAGGCCUUUUGUGAAAUGGAGAUUUUGGACAAGGCAUUUUCAAUCAUGGUGCAGAUGGAAAAGUUGGGAAUAAGGGCAGAUGUUAUCACGUACACCACACUUAUUGCAGCAUUUUACAGAAAGAACAGGAUCCAGUAUUUGGUGAACAGGAGACAAGCAUGGAAAGCAAAUGAUCUUAUGCUUUCAAUGGAAAGAGUUGGGGUCAUACCAGAUGAGAUUACUUAUAACUUAGUUAUCAAAGGUUUUUUCCAGGCUGGAUAUCCUGAGAUGGCAAAAAGGGAAGUGUUCCUGAGUUCUGACUGCAAAGAGUGCCAGAAAAGAUGUAAAGAAUGCAAUGUGAAGGAAGGCUGCAACAACUGAUCUCAGAUAUAUCUUCUUGGGAAUUGGUUUUCAUAUUGGGGAUAGCUGCUGCAAGCUUUCAUUUGGUAUGAAAUUCUUCAUCAUUCGAUGUCAUGUAAGCCUUUUGUAUGAUGGCAUGAACAUGUUCAUCAAGAACGCCAGAAACAGUAGUCCAUGCAAUGGCGAGGCCAGGUUUCUUUCCAUCCCGUUAAGCACAUACGACGACAAGAUGGAUAUCAUGCAAAGGAGAAUGUAAUCCCCUCGAUGUCCGACAGUAUUAUCGACCAUUUUUUUCUCUUCUAGGUUUUACCAUGUGUUUGGGAGGCCUUUUAUCUUUUAAUCAAAGCUUGUAAAUAGAAGAUGGUAGUUCACAAAAAAAAAAAAAAUCCCUGACGUGUGCUUGUAAUACUGUAUGACAGCAUUAACUAGUAUAGAAACUUAUAGAUGCCAGAUGGAAUGGCAUUCACUGUAAUUUUCGGGGAUUUAGCUCUUGGUUGAGAAGCUUGACUAGCUAUUGAACAACAUAAAGGGCUCGUUUGGAGAACAGGAUUCAGGACUUUUUUUU